AAAAAAAAUAAGUUCGAGAUGGAUAAAAAAUUAUUAUUGUCGAUUGGAUUACUUUUCAUUGUGCUAAUCACACAAUAUGCAGAUUGUGCGCCAGCGGAAGCAGAUAAUGAUGAGUCAGAAUAUCUACAAGAUGACCAAGACAACUAUGACGAAAGCUAUGAUGAGAAGGAUGAUGAUAAGGAUAGGAAAAUAUCAUCAACGACUGAAACAAAUGAGAUCUAUAAAACAGAAAACUAUACAGAAAUUAUUGACACCGGAAAGAAUGUAAGGAUGGAAUGUAAAGGAGAAUUUGAUGAGAAUGCGAUAUUUUUGUGGUACAAUGGCACAAGAAUCAUUGCACAAGGUCAAGCAUUUCAAAUAACUGACAAAAGAAUUAAAUUCUCAAAGAAGGACGGCUCAUUGACAAUUGAAGGUGUUGAUAUGUAUGACAAUGCCAUCUAUAAAUGUAGAGCAUUCCACAAAAGUGAGCGGUUCGAGACAAAUGUUAAACUUAUUGUUAAUGGUCCACCAAAGAUGAUCAAAAUUGGACAUAACCGUGAUAACUCAUUUGUUGGUGGAAAAAAAUUGUUCUAUAAGGCAAGCGAGAAAGAUCUUAGAUUUAAAUGUACCGUACCAAAUGCACAACCUGAAGCUAAGAUCACAUGGAUCCAUAAUGGAAACGCAAUCCAAGAGUCAAAAGAUCGUGACAUCAAGUUCGUCGAGGAAAGCAUUUUUGAGAUUCGCGUAUUACAUGCUAGACAUGCUGGAGAGUAUGAAUGUGAAGCUACUAAUGAGUAUGGAUCUAUUAAGUCUAAGUUCAGCAUUGAUGUUCAAUUUGCACCAUUCUUCAGACCUCAUCACAACUUUUUCAAUGCAGAUAUUGGUAAUGACGUUGAAAUCUUCUGCACAUACAAAGCUUCACCAGCAGCAACAUCAGUCAAAUGGUUCAAAAAUGGAAAUCAAAUCCACGAAAAUGACAAAUUUGUAAUCAAAGCUGAUGAGAAAGACCAUCAUGACAGAACAAAGUUGUUGAUCAAAGAUGUCGAGCAGAAUGAUUUAGGAGUAUACUAUUGUGAAGUUCAGAAUUCAUUGGGUACGAAGAAAGAAAAUAUCACAUUAGAUUUAGUCCCAGCACCACCCAAAUUCGAGGCCUUUAAAUACAUUAAUAACUAUUUAUAUACUGAUUGGAUUGUAAAGAGUCAUCAAGAGCUUCAGAGCAUGAUUAUUUUAUACCGUAACAAUGAGAAUGGUUGGAGUCAGGCUGAAGCCAAAAUUACAAACCAAAAUCCAUUGAGAGCCGGUGAAUUUAAAGUACAAGGGUCAUUAUCACUUGAAGCUGGUGAGUGGACAAUCAUGGGUCGUGCAAAGAACAGUUAUGGAUGGUCAGACGAUGCAUAUGCACAGCAAACGACCAUUAAAAUUCCCAAAGAUACAACUGAGUCAGCUGAAAUGACAAGUUCGGCGUCAUCAAUUGUUUCAUCCAUUUGUGGUAGUCUAGUAGCUAUUUUAAUUACACGCUAUUUUGUUUAGGAUUUUAUUCAUUAAGGAUGCAAAACAUGUGGAGUUUAGUGGAUAGAAUUAUAAAGAAACAAAUUGAGGAGAAAAAAAAUCUUUUAAUAUUUAAUUAAAUCUUUCUU
Chironomus riparius is the source of this 1616-nucleotide messenger RNA. The record is from the annotation of a GenBank genome assembly. NCBI's taxonomy places the organism in Eukaryota, Metazoa, Arthropoda, Insecta, Diptera, Chironomidae.